UGUCAAAAAACGCCAAAAUUUUCGGUGUGUAAAAAUGCUAAUCCACUUUCUAAUGGUAGCGUUCGUAGUUACUGAAUCCAAAAUGGCUGCCGAAACAAACACGUCCUUCGUAUACAUUCCUCCCGGGAAUACAAGGUUCCCGUACGGAGACGAGGCUACUUUUAACAUAAACUUCGCUGACAAGGACGUCAACCAAGUGACGUGUUAUGAAAAAAUAAAGGUUUUUUCCGAAAAGGGGUCGUGCCCCUUUACCCCCGAAGAAUCCGAAGAAGACCUUCACCCUUACGUUGACUGUCCGGAAUUUACUCAUUUACCUCCCCUAAGUAACCUCGUUUACACCGACAAGAGCUUUCCGACCGAAUCCCAGUGUGAUAACUGCGACCUGAGAGUGACCGAAGACGAAACGGCGGUCAUUUUAAAAUGUACAGGGUGUUUCGAUCUGACGGUGCCGAGCCAAAAUCAAACGGAUAUCGUUUACAAAGUGUUCUACGUAGGAAUAGCGAACUAUAGCAGCGGUGGCGUGAAAGGGGCGGCGAACGUUUAAAUAUUUUUCGGGCCGCGUUAUUAUACAAAAAAAAACGUAAACAAUCAUAUUUUGCCGGUCUAAAUGUUUAUUUAUACAUUAUUAAUGAACGGCUCGCGAGUUUGGGGUUAUUACGCGCGCAAAUAGUACGUAGCGCCAAACAAUUAAUGCGCUAUGUACGCGUAUCGACAUUAAAACCGCAGUUUGUUUUUCUAAUAACUGCGGCAAAUAUUUUUUGUUUGGCGUUUAACGCGACAUUUGCAAACAACAUGGCGGUGCGGCAAAAUAGCUGCGUCGCAAAGUGGAUUCUUUUCGCCUCGACUUUCAAUAAAAAAAGAUUGUGCGUAAAAUUAAUAAAUGCUAUUCAUCAAUAUUAAUAUUACGAUUCGGUGAUUGAGACUAUUUUACAUUAUAGAUUGAAACAAUAAUCAAGCUAGCAUUAAACAA
This is a messenger RNA of Cylas formicarius (sweet potato weevil), 970 nucleotides long. RefSeq lists its product as uncharacterized. The transcript has 2 exons. NCBI's taxonomy places the organism in Eukaryota, Metazoa, Arthropoda, Insecta, Coleoptera, Brentidae. The coding region runs from base 35 to 544 and encodes 169 amino acids. The record is from RefSeq and is a predicted model, not a curated record.